This is a messenger RNA of Aspergillus wentii DTO 134E9, 273 nucleotides long. RefSeq lists its product as uncharacterized. The record is from RefSeq and is a predicted model, not a curated record. NCBI's taxonomy places the organism in Eukaryota, Fungi, Ascomycota, Eurotiomycetes, Eurotiales, Aspergillaceae. The transcript has 3 exons. The coding region runs from base 1 to 273 and encodes 90 amino acids.
AUGCAUUUCCGAAUUCUUCUUGCCCUCUUCGCAUUCACCAGCCUUUCUGUUGCCGAGGCGUCUCCGGAUGAAGGAGAUCUAGACAAGAGGCAAUUCAGUCCUCCCGGCUGUUUUUGCUGCACUGGCUAUGUUGUGCCAAACAUAGCUGGAACUCGAUGCGGCAAAGAUCAUGACACUUGCGAUAGCCGUGAUCGCCUCUGCUGCAGCAAGGGUGCUAUUGUCUGGCCUAAGAUUGAUUCCUCCAACAGUAGCUCUGUAGCGUGCAGAGGUUAA